GCGCACGCCUUGGUCCCGCCCCCUCUCGGCCGUCGCCUCUGACGUCAGGGGGCGGGGCGUCCCACGGCGGAUUCCGGAGUCUGGGCUCCGCCCGCCCCAGAGCCCGCGACGGCGCGCGCCCGGCAGGUCCUCCGCGAUGACGGCCAGCUCCGUGGAGCAGCUGCGGAAAGAUGGCAACGAGCUGUUCAAAUGCGGGGACUACGAGGGCGCCCUGGCGGCCUACACCCAGGCCCUGGAUCUGGGUGCGACGCCCCAGGACCAGGCCAUCCUGCACCGGAACCGGGCCGCCUGCCACCUUAAGCUGGAAGAUUACAGCAAAGCAGAAACCGAGGCCUCCAAAGCCAUCGACAAGGACGGCGGGGACGUCAAGGCGCUUUACCGGCGGAGCCAGGCCCUGGAGAAGCUGGGCCGCCUGGACCAGGCCGUCCUGGACCUGCAGAGGUGCGUGAGCCUGGAGCCCAAGAACAAAGUUUUCCAGGAGGCCCUGCGCAGCAUCGGGGGCCAGAUUCAGGAGAAGGUGCGGUACAUGUCCUCCACGGAUGCCAAGGUGGAGCAGAUGUUUCAGAUCCUGCUGGACCCCCAGGAGAAAGGCACCGAGAAGAAGCAGAAGGCUUCCCAGAACCUGGUGGUGCUGGCCCGGGAGGAGGCGGGGGCGGAGAAGAUCUUCCGGAACAACGGGGUGCAGCUCCUGCAGCGCCUGCUGGACACGGGGGAGGCCGACCUGAUGCUGGCGGCGCUGCGCACGCUGGUCGGCAUCUGCUCUGAGCACCAGUCACGGACAGUGGCCGCGCUGAGCGUGCUGGGGACGCGGCGGGUGGUCUCCGUCCUGGGCGUGGAAAACCAGGCCGUGUCGCUGGCCGCCUGCCACCUGCUGCAGGUGAUGUUUGAUGCCCUCAAGGAAGGCGUCCGGAAGGGCUUCCGAGGCAAAGAGGGCGCCAUUGUGGUGGACCCCACCCGGGAGCUGAAGGUCCUCAUCAGCAACCUGCUGGAGCUGCUGGCGGAGGCGGGCGUUUCGGGCCAGGGCCGCGACAACGCCCUGAGCCUCCUGAUUAAGGCGGUGCCCCGCAAGUCCCUCAAGGACCCCGACAACAGCCUCACCCUCUGGGUCAUUGACCAAGGUCUGAAGAAGAUCCUGGCGGUGGGGGGCUCUGUGCAGGAGCCCCCCGGGGAGCUCGCGGUGACCGCCAACAGCCGCAUGAGCGCCUCCAUCCUCCUCAGCAAGCUCUUCGACGACCUCAAGUGCGACGCCGAGAGGGAGAACUUCCACCGCCUCUGCGAGAACUACAUCAGGAGCUGGUUUGAGGACCACGGGCUGGCCGGGAAGCUGCGGGCCAUCCAGACGGUGUCCUGCCUCCUGCAGGGCCCCUGCGACGCCGGCAACCGGGCCCUGGAGCUGAGCGGUGUCAUGGAGAGCGUGAUCGCGCUGUGCGCCUCCGAGCGGGAGGAGGAGCAGCUGGUGGCCGUGGAGGCCCUGAUCCACGCGGCCGGCAAGGCCAAGCGGGCCUCCUUCAUCACGGCCAACGGCGUCUCGCUGCUGAAGGACCUGUACAAGCGCAGCGAGAAGGACAGCAUCCGCAUCCGGGCACUCGUGGGACUCUGUAAGCUGGGCUCGGCUGGAGGGACUGACUUCAGCAUGAAGCAGUUUGCUGAGGGCUCCACCCUCAAACUGGCCAAGCAGUGUCGGAAGUGGCUGUGCAAUGACCAGAUUGACGCGGGCACUCGGCGCUGGGCAGUGGAGGGCCUGGCCUACCUCACCUUUGAUGCUGAUGUGAAGGAGGAGUUCGUGGAGGAUGAGGCGGCCCUGAAGGCUCUGUUCCAGCUCAGCCAGUCCGAGGAGCGGUCGGUGCUCUUUGCGGUGGCCUCGGCGCUGGUGAACUGCACCAACAGCUACGACUACGAGGAGCCCGACCCCAAGAUGGUGGAGCUGGCCAAGUACGCCAAGCAGCACGUGCCCGAGCAGCACCCCAAGGACAAGCCGAGUUUCGUGCGGGCCCGGGUGAAGAAGCUGCUGGCGGCGGGCGUGGUGUCCGCCAUGACGUGCAUGGUGAAGACCGACAGCCCCGUGCUGACCAGUUCCUGCCGGGAGCUGCUGUCCAGGGUCUUCCUGGCUUUGGUGGAGGAGGCGGAGGACCGCGGCACGGUGGUUGCUCAGGGAGGGGGCAAGGCUCUGCUCCCGCUGGCCCUGGAAGGCACGGACGUGGGGCAGACAAAGGCCGCCCAGGCUCUUGCCAAGCUCACCAUCACCUCCAACCCAGAGAUGACCUUUCCCGGAGAGCGGGUCUAUGAGGUGGUCCGGCCCCUCGUGUCCCUGCUGCACCUCAACUGCUCAGGCCUGCAGAACUUCGAGGCGCUCAUGGCUCUCACGAACCUGGCGGGGAUCAGUGAGAGGCUCCGGCAGAAGAUCCUGAAGGAGAAGGCGGUGCCCAUGAUUGAGGGCUACAUGUUUGAGGACCACGAGCUGAUCCGCCGGGCGGCCACGGAGUGCAUGUGCAACUUGGCCAUGAGCAAGGAGGUACAGGACCUCUUCGAAGCCGAGGGCAAUGACCGCCUGAAGCUGCUGGUGCUGUACAGCGGGGAGGACGACGAGCUGCUGCGGCGGGCGGCCGCUGGGGGCCUGGCCAUGCUCACCUCCAUGCGGCCCUCUCUGUGCAGCCGCAUCCCCCAAGUGACCACACACUGGCUGGAGAUCCUGCAGGCCCUGCUCCUGAGCCCCAACCAGGAGCUGCAGCACCGGGGCGCCGUGGUGGUGCUGAACAUGGUGGAGGCCUCGCAGGAGACGGCCGGCACCCUGAUGGAGAGCGAGGUGCUGGAGAUCCUGUCGGUGCUGGCCAAGGGCGCCGAGGGCCCUGUGUCGAGGGCGGCCGCGGCUUGCCUGGGGAAAGCAGUGGAAUAUGGGCUCAUCAAGCCCAACCAGGAUGGAGAGUGAGGGGCUGUCAGCACCACUGCGCAUCGCAGCCCAGGGGACCACGCGUGCAGCUGUGGCCGUAGGGGCUGGGCUGCCAGCACGCUGGCCUCCUCCCCGGCUGCCCUUUGGAGCCCUCUGCCCUGAGUCAGGGGCCACGCGCCACAGCCCUGCUCACAGCACUACCUCCAGCCUCACGCAGAGGGGCUUUUCCUACCACUGCAGACACUGGGAAAGGGGCGCACUCCUCACUCAGCCGGGGUUCCCCCAUCCGGCGGCACUUCCGGCAGCCUCACAGGCAGUGAGCAUCCCCGAGCCCGCUAGCAGGGCUGCCCGACCCCUAAUAAAAGCGUGUGGAACUCAA
Myotis daubentonii (Daubenton's bat) is the source of this 3266-nucleotide messenger RNA. RefSeq names its product unc-45 myosin chaperone A (gene UNC45A). Gene Ontology annotation, cellular component: cytoplasm. Gene Ontology annotation, molecular function: Hsp90 protein binding. The record is from RefSeq and is a predicted model, not a curated record. Lineage: Eukaryota; Metazoa; Chordata; Mammalia; Chiroptera; Vespertilionidae.